Messenger RNA from Lactuca sativa (garden lettuce), 588 nucleotides. The record is from RefSeq and is a predicted model, not a curated record. Lineage: Eukaryota; Viridiplantae; Streptophyta; Magnoliopsida; Asterales; Asteraceae.
AUGAGUGUUAAUGAGUAUGCCACAACAUUCAACGAGAGGAUGAAGUUAUUCCCUUACUUCGUGACUACUAAACUCUCUAUGAUAGAGAUGUUUGAUAAUGGAUUGCCAACGGACUUUUGCCUAACGGUCAAAAUGGAAACUAAUUUGAAGACAAUUGUUAGAGAAGUUAAGAAUAUAGAGACUCGGAUAAGAGAAAAAGGUCUAGAGAAAGAUAGAGCAGGAGAAAAGAGGAAGCUUGAGGGAUUCUCAAGAUCCUAUAAGAAAGGAAGAUUCUUAAAGUCCAACCUGGAUGACCAAAAGUAUGGAGGUAGUGGUGGAGUUAAGUGGUGUGAGAAGUGUAAAAAGAGGCACUAUAGGAGAUGCGACACAGAAGUGACUUGUUAUAAGUGUGGGAGGGUUGGUCACUAUCCUAAGGAUUGCACGUUUAAUGAUAAGGUAUGUUACGGAUGUGGGGACAAGCGACAUAUGUCAAAAGAUUUCCCGAAGAAAAAUGAAGCACUAAGACCGAAUGAACCGUUGAAGCCAAAGGCAAGAGCAUUUCAAAUGAUCCUUGAUGAAGCAGGUGACGUUACGAAGGACCAGGAGUAA